Molecule: messenger RNA, 2816 nt
Organism: Sclerotinia trifoliorum
Lineage: Eukaryota; Fungi; Ascomycota; Leotiomycetes; Helotiales; Sclerotiniaceae
Source: the annotation of a GenBank genome assembly
GCUAACGCUAAAAAGAUAUUGUCCGUUCCGUAUCUUCUUGUGAAUGACUUUGAGUUUCUAAAGUCUCAAAAGUUUCAAAAAACUUGGGAGAAAUAUCGCACCUCACUUGCACGUCCAUACCGCUCUUACCAUACUUAUCCCAAAGCAGAACUCGACCUUCGCUGUGUUGCUUUUGCUUCAGUUACUGUAUUUAGCCUCCCUUUAAACAACUUGGCACCAGCUUUCCAAAACAUCAAGGAGCUUAUCAUCCAUCCAUCCAUUCCUAUCCCUAUCCUUAUUCGUCUUCACUUCUUCCCUCCCCAUACAUUUUUGCCGAAAGUUGGAUCGUAUUGCUUGGGUCUGGAAUUCUAUAUCCACUUAUCCUCAGUGUCCACCGUCCUCCACCAAGUUUUUGCAAUUGCGGAUAUUAUUGCGUAUUAAAUUUCCAAAAGAUCCACCAAGACCGCCAUUACCCGCGCAUGACGGUUGUUGGAUCGGAACAAAGGGAACAAACAACCUCGGAUUUGCUAUAGAAAGAAACAAUUGCUCAAGAACCUUUUACCCAAGAACAUUUGGGAAUGAAGUUCGGUCAGCAAUUUCAGGCGGACUCUGUGCCACAAUGGGCGCCAUGUAAGUCUGAAACAUUUCCUUUUCAUUGGAUGUGAUGCCGCAAUGUUAUGACGCAAAUACUGACAAACAACUUUUUCGCUCUGCAAUUAGACAACCUGGAUUAUGAUGAAUUGAAGAAUUUGAUAAAACACAAUACUACGAGGAACUCGGGGAAAUCAAUUGCGAUUCCAGGUCAUGUCGAUACUGCUUUGGUCGCAUUCGAGAAUGAAUUCUUUACGGAGUUAUCCAAUCAACAUGAUCGGGUUGAGCUGUUUGUAAAGAGCAAGAGUGAGGAAAUUGGUCGCAGACUUCGUGAGUAUAGGGUUGAGUCGGAUUUUGAAAUGGUCGACAUUAAUUGAAUAACAGAAUAUUUAUCCAACAUUGUCCUUCGAUUACUUGCAAGAUGUGCAGAAAGCAACAGUGGGCGGAUGACGAGAAAGAGGAUGAAUAAAUUCUCCAAAUAUACUACUCAGAUUGAAAGCUGUGGAGAUGAUCUUUCCAAAUUGGAUCGAUUUGUCGAAGCGCAGCGUGUCGCAUUCUACAAGUUAUUGAAAAAAUAUACGGUAGGAAAAGCUACAUAUAGUACCAACAAUACGAGAAUCCAUCUGACGUCAUUAGAAAUGGACCGGAUCUCGAACCCUCAAGGAACGAUUUGAAUCAGAGGUAUUAGGAGAUCCAAAAAGCUUCACGAGGCAAGACUUCGCUCGGCUACAUUCACAGUACAACGAUCUCAUAACCCUUAUCCGAGCUUCUACUCCAGUAACCAGCGGACCGUCUACUCCAAGUAUGGGUUCAAUAAGGGAAAGUCUCAACCGUGCUCCAACGCGCACACAACAACGAUCGCCGCCUCGACAAACAUAUUGGAACGAAUACGAUAACGGAAGCGAUGUCGAUCAAGACGAACCAUAUUACAUAUACGCAGACCCGAAUGAGGGAAUGACAUUUCCUGGCGCAGAAGUUGUUGCAAGUGCGAUUAGACGAACAAAGCAAGGAAUGGAGAAGGUCAAAGACUGGUUCACGCCCCAUCAAUCAUCACAAAAUCGCGAACGGGAGCCACUAUUGGGGGAUCAGGAUGGGGGAUACUUUCAGCGAAGCCCGAACGGAACAGCCAGUGGUUCAGUAACCGAUGUGGAUGAAGAAGCCUAUGCUUCCUCGGCGGAUUUCCCUCGCGGAUAUGUUGCGCACUAUGCUACCUUUCCUAGCGUGGCCGAUCAAAGAUUAAGUCAGUUCCAGGAACAAACUCUGUUAUUCACCAUGAUUGCUUGCUUUUUCUUUUCGGCAUUCUCUGAAGCCGCAUCUACACUUCUCCUUGCAACAGGACGCCACAAAUUGAGGACAGAGGUUGACUUGGGCGCACUCAUGGGCGCCUUGCUGGGAUUUUGUCUAGCUGCUGGUGGAUUGAUUUGCAUGGCAUGUCGAAAUGAAAACCUUGGAUGGAUCCAUCGCGGAUCUGUGCUUAUCACCACAGCUGUUUUGUUGAUUGGGAGUAUUAUACUUCUGAUUAUGGUAAUUGGGAAUUAAACCUCUCAUUACGAUCAUUAAAUACUUGAGGCUCAGCGGUAAAAACAACUAGUAAGCAGUAGACAGCAAGCGCAGAACAUUAAUAAGUGGGUGGUUAGCUUAUAUUUCAAGUUUUAGCGCUUGCAAGUACCAUUGCUUGGGGGUUUAGUUUUUUAUAAGGGAUUUCAAUCUCUGUGCUUACUUCAUUGUUUACUUUUACGUUAUUCUAGCGGGCGCAACUUGCAACUUGCAAGUUUCGUUUUCUGUUGAGAUUUGGGAGUACAGCAUGGCGGCUGUGGCUUUAAACUGGGUACGAGGUUUGAUUAAGUGAUUGAUGGGACGAUGCGACAGGUGGAAGGUGGAAGGUCCUUACUUAACGACCUAAUGCUUUAGAAUUGCAUUUUUAUCAUAUAGAAGGAUUGGGAUUGGAGUACGCAUCGAUUGGAUGGACGAAUGGAUUCAUUGACUUGAAGAGGCGCAACUGGGUGUAAUAAGAGAGGAAUGAUGUAUUUUCUUCAGUUGGUCUUGAUUGCAUUGAGCGGAUUGGAGUUUCUGAUUUCAGCGAGGUUGUCAGUUUGUAAGUAAUGUCGAAUGUCACAGCAGCGCGCGCGCUAUAUGGUAUAACGCGAUGACAAUGGUGAAUAGUGUAGUAUAGUUAGUACCUAGCGUUGGAUUAAUGCAUUGAAUGUUUAUGAAAUGAAAUCUUUUCCUCGUAUGAAUGAUGGCUG